This is a messenger RNA of Trichobilharzia regenti, 746 nucleotides long. NCBI's taxonomy places the organism in Eukaryota, Metazoa, Platyhelminthes, Trematoda, Strigeidida, Schistosomatidae. The record is from the annotation of a GenBank genome assembly.
ACGCUGGACCAUCGAUAAGAAGACUCUAGAAGAUCUAGAUUUCACGCGCCUGAGUUACAGGUGUAUACGGUCACACGAACUCGAAGACUAACAGGCGAAAACUAACGAAAUGGCUGAUUUGGCUGGCAGCGAAUGGAGGAUUGCAGGUGAACACGAAGAAGAUGGAAAUGAUGAGGAUACCACACUGACCAACAACACACAACAACUCGCACAAAUCACCAUCAACGGGAGAAACUUGAAAGAGGUUACUUCCUUGACUUAUCUAGGCCGCCACAAUAGGAAAAGCGAAAUACGCCUUCAUCAAUGUGAAACCGGUUUGGAAAUCUUCUGCAUUCUGCCUCAGUAUAAACUAAAACAUACGGGUUUUCAACACAAAUGUUAUGCGAGUCAGUCAGUGAUUUCUUCUAUAUGGGUGGGGAAUGUGUAUUGCGCGUCACGAAGAUCAUCUCCAACAACCAGCUGCAAACUUUUAUCAGCAACUCCUACCUUCGCCGGUUCCAUAUUGAAGAUCGAAUUGCCAGUCGGCAGUUACACCAGAAAGAAUUAGCAACAUGAAAGUGUAGGAGCGAACCAAGGAAGAACCAACUGCUCAACCAAUAUGUAGGAGAAAAUGGAGAUGGAUGUAUCGGGGCUCACUCUGAGUAGACCAUCGUAUUACAUCCCGUCCAAUGCAGGCCAUCGCUCUUGUGGAAUCCCAAUGGGAAAGGUCGAGUUGGUUGAAGGGUGACAUGGGAUAAGUCCGUCAG